Erythranthe guttata (spotted monkey flower) is the source of this 1810-nucleotide messenger RNA. RefSeq names its product GPI transamidase subunit PIG-U. Lineage: Eukaryota; Viridiplantae; Streptophyta; Magnoliopsida; Lamiales; Phrymaceae. Gene Ontology annotation, cellular component: GPI-anchor transamidase complex; membrane. The record is from RefSeq and is a predicted model, not a curated record. Gene Ontology annotation, biological process: attachment of GPI anchor to protein.
AUUUACACUUAAAUUAUUGCAAAUUUUAAAAUAAUUAACCCAACCAUUUGCAUCCCAACUCCGGCUACCCGAUCGGAAAGCAAGCAAAGCAUUCUCCGAGAAUCAAUGGAGGAGAAAACGAAAGCCGGAAGCAAGAGAACGAAGCUAGGGUUUUGGAAAUGGGCAAUAGCUUCGAUCGUACUCAGGCUAAUUCUCAGUUAUUUCUCCAAGUAUCUCAACCUCUCCUCUCGCCCCGAAGUCUCUACUCCUCUCACCAGCCUACGCCGCCUGGCGGAGGGCUACUGGCUGAAGCAACUGUCGAUAUCGCCUUAUUCUGGUUCAAUGUACCAUGGAUCGCCUUUGUUGCUCUCAAUCCUUGGCCCUCUUACUGCGAAGAAAAUUGAAGGACAUGCUAGCCAUCUCUUGUGCAGUCUGGUUUCUGUGAUUGCAGAUUUUAUCAGCGCAAUUCUUAUUCGUGCAACUGGACAUAUUCUUGUAACAGCACAUGGUCACAGUUUGAAAGCAUUAGGCCUUGAUAAACUGUUCAAAGACACAGUAGAGAUUCUUCCCUCUGGUGAUAUUGCUGCCCUUGUGUAUUUGUGGAACCCUUUCACGAUCAUCUCUUGCAUUGGGUUUAAUACAUCACCCAUUGAAAACCUGUUUGUCAUCUUGUCUCUCUAUGGAGCAUCUGCAGGACUAGUACCAUUGGCAGCUUUUGGGUGGGUCAUAGCAUCACAUUUGUCUCUGUAUCCCUUGGUUUUAGUCAUUCCGGUUAUCUUUUUAUUAGGUUACGGUCUGGAUGCACCCCCAAGAAAAUUGUUUGUGCAAAGUAAUUUACUAGUUGGAGAAGAGAGAUCAAAGGAUCAAGUUGGAGUCAAGAAUAAACCCAUUAAAACAACUAAUUUUGCUUGGCGGCGAGUCGUCCUUUUCUUUUUCUGGGCAACCAUAUGGAUAACUUACGUCUUAAUUUUGUGUGCUAUAUCCAUGAAAGAUUAUGGUGGUCUUGCAGAGAUGUUUAAGAGGACCUAUGGGUUUACUCUUACUGUUAAAGAUUUAUCUCCAAAUAUAGGUGUCUUGUGGUACUUCUUCGCAGAAGUGUUUGAUUUUUUCAGGAAUUUUUUCGUGAUAGUUUUUCAUGUGAACAUCCUAUUCAUGAUAUUACCGUUAGCCAUACGCCUAAAUCAUAGGCCCUGCUUUUUGGUCUUUGUGUACUUGGCAAUCUCUUCAAUGCUAAAAUCUUAUCCUUCAGUUGGAGAUUCAGCUUUAUACUUGAGCUUACUGGUGCUAUUUGUGAAUGAGUUAUCAGAAAUGAAAUUGUCUUUCUUCCUCUUUUGCGGAUAUGUUGGGGUGUCAUUACUAAGCCCUGUAAUGCACAAUCUAUGGAUUUGGAGGGGAACCGGGAAUGCAAACUUUUACUUUGCAACUGCUAUGGCAUACGCAUCUUUCCAGAUAAUUCUUGUGGUUGAGAGUGUCAGUGCUAUGCUUAAUUAUGACAGAAAGAUCAGAAAAUUAUGUACUACUCCACUUUGACAAGUCUUUUGAUUUCGAUAAAGGCUCUUUCGUUUGGCAAUAUAUUCGGUAAUUUCCUUUAAUUCACUAUUGCAGGAAAAAGAAAAAAAAAGACGAGUAAUCUUUGUAAUUCUCGUUUUAGAUACCGAAUGCAGACAGUUUAGGUCAUUUUCUUACUGUCUUUUUCCUAUCUAUCCACUUAUUUUAGAUUUGUCUGUAAACUACUCUCUCCACAUGUAUGUACCUAUCUAUAUAUCUGCAUAUUUACGAACGAUCGUAUAUUAACGAUUUCGUAUUUACCGAUUAUGGUGUUUUGGUGCUA